UGUAUGAUCUCUUUGUUUUGUCCAAACAAAUGAACAACUCUGUUAUUAUUUUCAUUUAUUAAUUUUUGUUGAUUUUUCUUAUCACUGUUAAAUCUUUAUUUAUUUUAUAAUAAAAGUUUAAAACUUCUCGUUUGAACAACAUAGAGAGAGAUAAAACUCAAAUCAUCACUUCGUUCCGUACAGAUUAGUUAUGUACUAUGAACUUCUUUGAAAUUUUGGGUUUUACUGUGCUAAUUUACUGCGUAAUUUACUUUCUUCUAUGGAUCUUUUUGGACUGUAAUGUGGCACUUUGGUUGAAGAUACGUUUUGGUGUACACAUUUCCACCUUACGGGGUCAAGUGGUAUGGAUUACUGGAGCCUCCAGUGGCAUUGGUAAAGGUUUGGCUUUAAAUUUGGCUCGACAUGGUGUACGAUUAGUAUUAUCUGCCAGACGUGAAGCCCUAUUGGAAGAAGUGAAAGAAGAAUGUUUGGCAGAGGCUAAGGGACUAUUGGCGGCCAAAGAUGUCUUGGUGCUGCCCAUGGAUAUGCUUAAGUUGGAGACUCACAACCGCUGUCUGUUGGAGGUUUUAAAUUACUUUGGCAAAUUGGAUAUUUUGGUCAAUAAUGCUGGACGUUCCCAAAGAGCAAAUUGGGAAGACAUUGACAUUCAAGUAGAUCGUGAACUUUUUGAAUUGGAUGUAUUUUCCGUUUUGCAUCUCAGCCGUUUAGUAGUACACUAUUUUGUGGAGCAGGCUGGUGGCAAGGGUCAUAUAGCUGCUACUUCCAGUGUAGCGGGCUUAACUACGGUACCCUUUUCGGCCAGUUAUUGUGGUGCCAAACAUGCUUUAAAUGCCUAUCUACAAUGUUUAGCCAUGGAACAUCCUUCUUUGGAUAUUACCUUAUUCAAUCCGGGUCCAGUAGCCACAGAUUUCCUACAGGAAGCCUUUACCGCCAAACCCAAUAGCAAAGUGGGACAAAGUACCAAAAAUCAAAAACGUUUAACAGCCGACAGAUGCGGUUUUCUCUUCGCCACUGCUUUGGCUAAUAAAAUGGAAUUAGUUUGGUGUGGCCUGUUUCCAGUCAAUUUCCUGGCUUAUGUCUCACGUUAUACUUUGUUGAGUGCUAUACUUAAACAAUUUAUGACUCAAAAUACUUUAAAUAAAAUAAGAGAAGGUAAAAUUUAAAAGUGAUUAGAUGCCAUCAUAUUAAGUUCAAAGUUUGUCGUAAAAUUCCAAUUUUGAUCUACAAAAUUUGUAUGAAAUAAUCAAGCAUUUAAAUUUGUAUAAAAAAGCAAAUAAAUAUAAGAUGAAAAUGUAAGUCAGACAAAAGUUAAUUUCGAAUUUUAUUUAUUAACAAAAAUCUUAAUGCAUACAUCUAUCCACGGAUAUAAAAUGUAAUUUGUAUUCUAUUUUAAAAAUGACUAAUAAAUGUAUAUAACGAAAUA
Molecule: messenger RNA, 1423 nt
Organism: Lucilia sericata (common green bottle fly)
Lineage: Eukaryota; Metazoa; Arthropoda; Insecta; Diptera; Calliphoridae
Product: dehydrogenase/reductase SDR family member 7
Exons: 1
Coding region: 198-1163 (321 amino acids)
Molecular function (GO): oxidoreductase activity
Source: RefSeq, a predicted model, not a curated record